This is a messenger RNA of Rhinocladiella mackenziei CBS 650.93, 1494 nucleotides long. RefSeq lists its product as uncharacterized. Gene Ontology annotation, molecular function: hydrolase activity, acting on carbon-nitrogen (but not peptide) bonds. NCBI's taxonomy places the organism in Eukaryota, Fungi, Ascomycota, Eurotiomycetes, Chaetothyriales, Herpotrichiellaceae. The transcript has 6 exons. The record is from RefSeq and is a predicted model, not a curated record. Bases 1 to 1494 code for a protein of 497 amino acids.
AUGGCGCCAGCAAGAAUCGUGGAACCCAAAAUCCCAUGGACUUCUCCCGCCCACCAGCUAGAACAUUACGAUGGUCCUCCACGCAAUGUUGCAUACAUUGACUCGGUCCAUUUCGACAAAAGUCUUCAACCCAAGAAUUAUGAGAUUCUAGGCACUCAUCCAGAUUCACAGGUCCUGUUUGUUGAUGUGAAUAUUCUUGAAGCCACUGGCCAGCCAAUGUAUCGAGGUGAUGUAUACAUUAAAGGCCAGCGCAUCAAGGCUGUUGGGAAGGUAGAGAACAAAGAGGAGCUGUUGAAAGAUCCGACAGUGCGAGUAUUUGAAGGGAAAGGACGCACUCUCAUGCCCGGUCUAGGCGAUGCUCAUACACAUUUGACUUGGAAUGGGGGCGAUCUUGAUCGUCUGGGAGAAUUGGAAGUUGAAGAGCAUGUUCUCUUGACGGCACGUAGUGCUCAGUGUUAUCUUGAUUCCGGAUAUACGAUGUGCUUUGGAGCUGCAUCUGCAAAAGAGCGCCUUGACAUUGUCAUUCGAAAUGCCAUCAAUGCCGGCGACAUUCCGGGUCCCCGAUACCUUGCCAAUGGGAAGGAAAUGGCCCGCCGAGGUGGUGAACUGGUGGCAGGAAUAACCGCCUUUGCGGAUGGACCGGACGAGAUGCGAUCUGUUAUCCAGCAUCACAUCGGACUAGGAGCUGACAACAUCAAGCUAUCAAUGUCUGGUGAAGAGAUCACUGAGACAAGGUCGGCACAAGACUGCUAUUUCACCGACGAAGAAACAGCGGCUUGCGUGGAUGAAGCACACAAGGCGGGUAAACGACUUUGCGCACAUGCACGAGCAAGAGAUUCUGUCAAAAUGUGCGUUAAGCAUGGCGUGGACGUAAUCUAUCAUGCCUCCUACAUUGACGAAGAAGGAAUGGAUAUGUUAGAAGUAGCCAAAUCGAAACAUGUGAUCGCACCGGGUAUAAACUGGCUGAUCGGGACUUUGAACGAUGCAGAGGCAUUUGGAUACACUCACGAGAAGGCAGAACAAGUGGGUUACCGCAAGGAGCUGGAGCACGCCAUCCGAGGUCUUCGAGAAAUGCAUCGGAGAGGCAUUGUGGUGUUGCCCGGAGGUGAUUAUGGCUUCGCCUGGACACCGCACGGCACAUAUGCUCGAGAUCUAGCUCACUUCAAGAACCUACUGGGCUUUACCGCGCACGAAGCCAUUAUCGCAUCGACCUACGGCGUGGCUAAACUCUUCAUGCGGUCGCACGAGAUGGGUCAGAUCAAGGAAGGGAAUUUUGCAGAUUGUAUCCUGGUCGAUGGCAAUCCGUUGGAGGACAUCGGCGUGCUCCAGGACCACGAUAAGUUGAAUAUCAUCAUGAUCAAUGGAAGGGUUCACAAGGCUGGACAUCAGGAAUAUGUGACCCCAUCAGUGGCCGGUUCUGAUGGGAAUAGACAUCCCAUUGUGCCGAAUAUUGAGUUUCCACCGGUCAAGAAGGAGAUGCAGAAGCAGUAUUGA